This is a messenger RNA of Populus trichocarpa (black cottonwood), 1864 nucleotides long. Its product is annotated as protein IQ-DOMAIN 22. Gene Ontology annotation, molecular function: protein binding. The transcript is spliced from 4 exons. The coding region runs from base 180 to 1613 and encodes 477 amino acids. The record is from RefSeq and is a predicted model, not a curated record. Lineage: Eukaryota; Viridiplantae; Streptophyta; Magnoliopsida; Malpighiales; Salicaceae.
UUAUUACCCACCUAUGAAAUUCCAACAAACACCUUCUCUUACAUUCCUUACUUCACUUCCAACAUAGCAUUCAAGAGUAAUUAAAACUCUCCCACCUCCUCCUCCUUUCUUGCUGUUUCUCGUAGCAAAUGCAAACCGCGGCCACCGAAAAACCAUCGUUGACACUCCCCUCUCACUGAAUGGGCAAAGCUUCCAAAUGGUUCCGUGCCGUUCUCGGAUUCAAGAAACCUGACCCACCACUAGACCACCCCCAAACCACUCGUUCUAAAGACAAACGGAGAUGGAGUUUUGUUAAGUCCCGCCGUGAAAAAGACCACGACCACCAACAGCGACAACAAGAUAUUGAAGCCAGUAAAACUGGUGUUCUGUACGGGCAGGAGUUUGAGGAGGACCCCAACAAGCAUGCGGUUGCUGUGGCUGCUGCUACCGCUGCAGUUGCAGAGGCUGCUGUUGCAGCGGCUCAGGCAGCUGCCGAGGUUGUGAGACUUACAAGUAGUGGGAGGUGUGUUAAUAACAGUGUCGCGAACGUUAGCGGGAGUCUUGGAUUACGUGAAGACCUCGCUGCUGUUAAGAUUCAAGCUGCUUUCCGUGGCUACCUGGCUAGGAGAGCAUUACGGGCGUUAAAGGCAUUGGUGAGACUUCAAGCUCUGGUAAGAGGUCACAUUGAGAGGAAGCGAACUGCAGAGUGGCUUCAUCGAAUGCAAGCUUUGCUGCGAGCGCAGUCUCGAGCACGUUCUGGACGUGCCCAAAUUUCUGAAUCUUCUCAUUCAAGUAGCAAGUCCUCUCGCUUUCAACACCCUGGUCCGCCAACCCCUGAAAAAUUCGAGCAUGCCAUUCGUGCCAGGAGUGGAAAAUAUGAACAAUCAUCAAUACUUAAGAGAACUGGGUCAAAAUGUAAAGGCAGAGCAAUUGGUGAUCUAGACGUUGCACACUUAUCCUUAAAUUGGUCAGAGCGUCGGAUGGAUGAUCAAACAUGGGAUCACCAAGUCCCUUUGGCAGGAACUGGCACUAUUGAUGAUGAUAAGAGUGACAAGAUCCUUGAGAUUGAUACUGGAAAACCCCACAUUACUCCCAAGCGUAGAAAUCUCUUUCACUCUUCUCACCUUUCCCUGUCAGAUCAGUAUAGCCAUAGUUUCACAACUACAAAAGACUCGACAGCCCAUCAAACUGUUCCAAGUCCCUCAUCUUGUGAAGUUCAAUCUUUAAGUCCAUUGAAGUUUUCUCAUGUUGUCGAAGAAGCAUUAUGCACUGCUGAAAAUAGCCCACAGUUCUACUCUGCAUCAUCAAGGGGUGGUAGUAGUAAGAGAAGUCCCUUCACUCCCAGUAGGAGUGAUGGCUCAAGAAACUUCCUAAUCGGUUAUUAUGGCUACCCAAAUUAUAUGUGUAACACUGAAUCUUCGAGGGCUAAGGCGAGAUCUCUUAGCGCUCCAAAACAAAGACCCCAAUAUGAGAGAUCCAGUUCAACCAGGAGAUACUCGGUUCUCGGGUGUGGUGAGCCAAGAUCGAGUAGUGCACAGCAUGCUUCUGCCUUGCGUGCAAGUUUUUCAAGCAAAGCUUACCCUGGAUCUGGUCGCUUGGACAAGCUGGGAAUGCCUAUUGGGCAGGGAUACUAAAACAUAGUUUUUGGAGUAGCUUAUAAUCUGGCUAACAAAUGUACGUAACUUAGUUUAUACUUGAUCUGUCGUAGUCUGAGCUGUGUUAAGUUGUCUAGUGGCGCUGGCUAGACGUUAAGAAUCGCAAUGGAAAUCUUACAUGGAGUGUAUUUGAACCGUGUUUCUGUAUUAAGGGUAAACUAAGGCUUAACUAGGAGUGUGAAUCAUCUCCGAAGUCCUAACUACGAUUAUCUACGGCCUGUUUUUCUUAA